Molecule: messenger RNA, 973 nt
Organism: Cyprinus carpio (common carp)
Lineage: Eukaryota; Metazoa; Chordata; Actinopteri; Cypriniformes; Cyprinidae
Product: endoglucanase-like
Exons: 5
Coding region: 251-973 (240 amino acids)
Biological process (GO): T cell extravasation; homotypic cell-cell adhesion; positive regulation of neutrophil extravasation
Source: RefSeq, a predicted model, not a curated record
UCCUCCGUGCAUGAGACUUCAGUGAGAAACCAGCGAGACAGACUUGCAAUUGGAUCCUACACAAGUCAGUCCCACAUGUGGGUGGGCGGUGGACUCAGAGCUGCACACCCAGUAAAGUAAAGUUUGUACAACAAAAGCUUGCGGGGAAGUUGCACAUGCGAGCGCACGCGAAUUAUACUUACACCUCAGUCUACACGCGCUAAAAGUGGAAACACAUUUCGGACCCUGUUUAGCUUUCAUUUAAGACACAAUGAGGUCGUGCUUGUGGAUUUUCGUCCUUGGGAGUUUAAUCGUGACUGGAGUCAAGAUGCAAGAUUCUCCAGCAGAUGACCUUGUGCCAGAGGAAUCAGCCGUUCCUGAUGAAGCUGCAGAUGCUGAAAAACCAGCUGAAGAUCCUGCACCUGAAGAAACACCAGAGGAAACACAUGAGGAAACACCUGAGGAAACACCUGAAGAAACACCUGAGGAAACACCUGAAGAAACACCUGAGGAAACACCUGAAGAAACACCCGAGGAAACACCUGAAGAAACACCUGAGGAAACACCUGAAGAAACACCUGAGGAAACACCCGAGGAAACACCUGAAGAAACACCCGAGGAAACACCUGAGGAAACACCUGAGGAAACACCUGAGGAAACAGCAGAAAAGGCAGCAGCUCCUGCAGAGCCUGAAGCUGAAGACACAAACCCUGACACAGGUACACUUCAUUUACUACAGGUUUCACCAAUUAUUCAGUCACCAAAGAAAAUCAAGAUGUGCUUUAGUGUCGACCCAAAUCAUUUUAACCCCAGACGCCUCUUCACAAAAACGCCAAAGAAAAACAAGCCUGGAAAAGUCAUAGAAAUUCAUCGGUCGGUGGGCUGGGAAGCCUGUAAUAAUCGUGUGGUUUGGACUAUGACGUAUUUUCCUCUCUAUUGCCGUUUCGCUGAAAAAACAGACGCAGAAGAUCAGACAUGCUGGUCUGGCAACUAA